Mytilinidion resinicola is the source of this 1070-nucleotide messenger RNA. RefSeq lists its product as uncharacterized. The transcript is spliced from 2 exons. The coding region runs from base 133 to 897 and encodes 254 amino acids. NCBI's taxonomy places the organism in Eukaryota, Fungi, Ascomycota, Dothideomycetes, Mytilinidiales, Mytilinidiaceae. The record is from RefSeq and is a predicted model, not a curated record.
GGUCUGAAGAUGCGAGCUCUCUAGCUCGAAGUCUCAAGAUUUUCAAACAACAGAAAGCUGGCCGGUCUUCUGAACGACCAACUCAGGCAUUAGAGAGUCGCGACCCCAACGAAUCGUUCGACUAUGAUCUAAAUGAAGAUUUCAUACCACCCCAUAGGAUAUACCACCGAGGAUAAAUUAGUCGCAGUUCGUGACAUAGCACAAGAUGUAGCCGAAGCCUUGGACGACGAGUUAGUCGCUAGGCUUUGGCGUAACCGAAUACUUGAAGAACUGUGUUGGCGCAGACACCUUUUUAAAAACGAGACACUUCCCACGCGGCCCUUGAAAUGGAGGGCUCCCACUUGGAGCUGGGCCAGCACGAACGGCAAAGUCUGGGUUAGCAACACGAGCAAAUUUCAUGGGUGCUGCGAGCACAAGCAGAUCUGGGUGGAACUUGUUGAUCUCGACAUCAAGACCAAGCCCUCUGGUGAACUUGUGCACGGGCAUGCUUCCAUGCGGAUACGAUGCAAACUUAUUCCUGCUUCUAUCAAACAGAGCGACAUGAAGGGAAAUAUAUUGAGAAGAGAUCUGACCUUUGCAAACACCAAGCAGAACCUUUCAAUCGCUUUGGAGCGAGGGGGAGCUUAUACCACAAUUACAGUGGACGUUCCAGAUGACACAGAUGAGCAACCGCGUAAUGUUCAUUUGAUCAUCAUACAACGAUGUCCGCACGAAGGCCCCUAUAACGACGAUGAAGACGAUAAACACGAUUGUGCAGAGGGCCUGUUACUAGUACCGCAUCAUAAGAAUCGUAAUGUUUUCGAGAGGCUGGGAUAUUUCUAUGUUAGAGACGAUCAUGUGGAAAGUGUGGUUCAGCCGCAUGAAGCAGCCGAGAGUAGCAUCAUUACACUUGUCUAAAGCGCUUACCCGUUCCCACCACCUCCGGCCACCUUAAUGCUCUCCUGCCCUCAAGUUUCUGCGGUAUUUGACUCGGGAUCGAUCGAGCUACGCGCAUAAUGCAUUCGAACCCGCGGAGGCUACGACUAGGACACUACUUGCGACUUUAUUUCUUCUCCUUCAUCUCUUUUUAU